CUGUUGGUGUGGUGUUGCUUCAUGCACAUGCAACCCGGGCAGUCGGGCGGUCAACGAUCCGCAACUCCGGGGGGCAUCACCAUCAUCGUCAUCAUCAUCGUCAGCCGCAAGCCAUCGGACCACGGUUUUGCUGAUGUUAUGAAAUGCCUGCCUGUGUGUGUGCACUACUGGUAAACGUGUCGGACACACAACAUGCAAAAAAGCACACAAAACCGCCCCUCGGAAGGGAUUGCGCGAAAGGGGUAUUUACGAAACGGAUUUACCCGUCCGGUGAUUUUUCCAAAAAAAACACCUCCCCCUUUCCGAUUCAGAAUGACGUUCGUGCUGGAUGAGUCACACGUUCACAAGUUUUCCCUUCUUUUUAUUGCUGCACGAUCUUGCAUGAUCUCCCAUCUUCUCCCUCUUUAAUCUAUCGUUGUAGGCGCCUUGAAUGAUCGAAAACGAAAUUGGGGAUUCGGGUUAAUUUCAUUCACUGCAACACACGGCCACAGACCAUGCUUUUGUGGUAAAUUUUCCAUGCCAACAAAUUUUCCACCGUCGAUCGCCUGCUCCCUGCCUGCCAGUCACCAAGUGCGCGUGAGAGAGACCCGCGAUCGCGCAAGGUCACGCGGGAUGGGCGAUAUUGCAUUACGACAGACGAAAGUUAUUCCGGCGGGUGGCGAUUGUUUUUUUUUUGCUUUUUGCUGUACCGUUGGACGAAGAGGGGUGGCAAGAGAUGGCAUGUGUGCGUGAUGGAGCGGGAGAUGUUUCGUCUCGUGGCGUUAUCGCGCUUUGUUGCAGAAGCGGCGGCUACGCAUUAAUUAUUUGCCAUGUAACAUCGUAACUUCCAUCGAUCAGCGUUGCUACAGGCGCUCUACCAUGCCCCGCAAGUAGCAAUUGUUUUCUCUCUUUCCCGGUGUGCGUAUGUAUUAUCAAUUUAAAUGGCAGAUUAGCCACUUUGUUUGUUUAAUUAGUGUCAAAUUGGCGGCCUUAUCGAGCUGUCUAAAUAUGCGUGCAACGUUUUUUUCUCCUCUUUACAUUUAAAACAGUCUUAUCAUAGCGGAGAGCGACCCCGACACCACAUACGUCUCUAAUCGUUGUUCCACACACACGCACAAGGCACUUAUCAUUCCGUGCGCUCUGUGCCGUGUACGUGUGUGGCCGCCUUUGUUUUCGUUUGCUCGUGUGUUUUUGUGCAAUUGCUUUCGGGCGUGUUUAGAAGGGUUCGUUCGUCACUUGAAGCCGAGUUGCCGUUGAGAGUUGCUAUUUCAUCUGCGCCAGAGCAGCUGUCAAUUCUGCCCUCGGUGUGGAAGGAGGGAGGAGGGCAAAAAAGGGUCGAAGCUGGUGAAAGCAGCAAGUGCGCUCACUGUAUUUUUCUGUCAGCAUAUUGGAAAGAAUAUCGCGGUUUAAGUGGUCUCCCCCGCCCCGUCUGGUUGGGAAAAUGGUCUAGCAGUUGGGUGGUGCUUUGAACGUUUGUAAAGCUAGUGUCGGACGCCGGAAUGGAAGAUGAAACCAUGUUUGGCGAGAAGCAAUCGAUACGGGACUCGGCCCGCUCGCUCAAGAAGUACGGCAGCAUAUCCGGCGGAAGUCGCAGCCCGGCCGCCCUGCAGCCGACCGACGCACUGAUACGGCACGACGUCGAGCGGACCGACACCCUGCAGGGUCUUGCCCUGAAGUACGGAUGUAGUAUGGAACAAAUUAGGCGAGUAAAUAGGUUACUGCCCACGGAUACCAUCUUCCUGCGACCGUUCCUGAUGGUACCGGUGGCGAAAGAUUCACCCCACUAUCCUAAGGACCCGGAAGCAAUCAUACGUCCAAAUGCGCUGACCAGCGCCAGCCGGAUGCCGUCCGGGGGAAGUGCUAGCACCAGCAGCAGCAUCAUUAGCAACAACAACAACAGUAUCAGCUCGGACGGUAACGGAUACUCGAUGGGCGACGAAUCGCCGCUCGUCUCGCCCGAGGAGGAAAGUCGCAAAAAUCUGGAAGAGUUUCUCGGCAAAAUCGACAGCUCGAUCGCGUCCACCCGGAAGUGCAUUGCGGAGGUGCAGCGAAACAGCGACUUUGUCACGAGCAGCCAGAGCGACGACAAUCUGUUCUUCUCGUCCUCGUCCGGCGGGGUGGGCAGCGGGAGCGGCAGCAGUGGGUACUACUCGAAACCGCGUGCCUAUUCGAACGCAUCGUCCUCGUCGUCGAUCUCGUCCUACCAGCAGUACCACUAUCACGUACCCGGCAACAGCGCGCAGCACGUCGGCGCGGGUGGUAGCGGGGCGAACAACCACCACCACCACAAGCGCCAGAGCUCCUCCGGCAGUGCGGCGUCCGAUACGAACCAGCUGAUCGUGAUGACGCAGGGCAAGCGGGUGCAAAGUUCCCUCCAGAAGCUGGAGCGCCAGCAGGACGAGCUGUUCGAGUUGUAGCAUCAAACGCGGCAAGGAUAUGCUCGUACCGCUAGCGGAAGGAAGGUGCUGCUGCUCACAAGGAGCACCGAGAGCUGGAAGACGACCGACGCUCUGGAAGACGCUGGAGACGCUGGAGACGAGGAUUGGGAAAGCAGUGCAACAGAGACGGAAGCUUCGUUGGAGACACAAGCUCUAAUGCUGGUACCUUCGGGAAGGUACAACGGUGGCAUCGCUACAUCACAACACCAUUAUCGACAUCACUAUCUUACUCAGCGGUAUGUACGGCAUAGAUAUACGUUCCAUGUGCAGCUGCAAACCAUCGGCGCUAGCUUAAAGGGCAAGCUGGGCAGUAUCGUUGGGGUGCUGAUCAAUCGAGCGCGUCGCACCGGAGGAAGAGGCGUUCUGCUGCCGGCGCCCACCAUCCCACACACUACCAUCGGAGAUACCAACCUUUAAUUAUUGGGCCUAGGAUACAAUCUUACUCCUUUUGGGCAUCGAUCAUCAUCAUCAUCAUCACGCAACAUGAACGCACCCUUUUGCGCACCAGGUGACGCUGAAAGACACGUACACUGUGCUAAUUUUGUCUUGUGGCAACCGAUCACGAUCGUUUUUCGGAUGGGUUAGGCAUAUAUUUAUCCAACUAGCUUUACAGUUACACUCAACCUAGGGACUAUGGGUGCUAGGACGAGUCGCGCCGCACACGUUCGUGCUCGAUGUAUUAUUACCCAUUUUCAUCAUUACUCUAUGUGCCUUCAUCCACGCAAUCCCAUACAAAGUGGUUGAGCAAAUUGUGCCCCCCCCCCCCCCCCUCCCUAUCAUCCAUCCCCAUGCCCCCUUCGUGUGUGCUGCUGCGGCACGAUAAGUGCGGUAUCAAACAGUGUAUUUUUGAUGUGGACGUGAGCUUAGUUUGUCCCAUCUUUUUGGAGCACAGCAGCAUGUUCUCGUGCACAGACGUGCACAUAACAGUAUUGCAGCAGGAUUGUUAGAAACCGAUCGCUUGGGAAGCUCUAGGUGCAAAUGAGUGUUGAUUUAAUUCAACAACGAUCGCGGGAAGGCGUCGCGGAAGGGAACAAACACACAAAGGAUGUAUGCAACAGUUUAAACAAUCUGACCGAAAGGUGCUACGAGGGAAUGAUAUCGUUAUUAGUAUAGCAUGUAGACAUACACACAUCAUACACCCUUAAUCAUUGCUUCAUUGCACAUCCAGAAGUUAUCAACUGUUUUUUGAAGAUAAGCCUCUGGUUGCCGGAUGGUACGGUGUACGGUGCGAAGGGCGCCCGUAGAAGCGACAGCGCGCAGUAAAUGACAUUAAAUAGGUCGCCUUUGUCACUGGUGUCUGCGAAGAAAGUGUGAUAAUUCCGCUUCGUCAGCUGGACCACUGCGCGUUCCCCCGCUGCGCAAUCGUGCCGACCACUUGAGCAAGAGCACGCAGUGUUGUGAGGGUAUGAAGCAGACAAACACGCUAUCGAUUGGACGACAAUCGUUGGACAGUGGGGAAGGUAGCAUCAUUUUGAACGCCGCUGUCCCAAUACACCCGUUAGCGACAAACCGCAGAAUUGCGCGGCUUUUAAAGCGUGUUUCUAUUUUCAUCCCAAGCGCUUUUGUGAUCGGAACAGGGGAGCUUGGGAGGGAUGGUGGGUGUUAAUUGCAUCCACAAUCCGGCACCUGGAUCCGGUGCCAGUCAGUCUGUUUGCUGCGUUUUUUUUUUUGCCUUUCGUGCAGCUCAUCAUGCGAAUUGGGCUGAGAUUACAUUUGCGCCUGCCCUGCGGGAUAGUUAAAACUUCACUUCACUCAUGUAUUUUUCGAACAAGUUAUGUUUUAAGCAAUGUUGUAGCUAUAGUAGUUGUAUGGGGGCCUCAGUUCCAUAACGCUCAUCAAUACAUAUCGUCGUGAGAAAAGAGAUUCCCUCCGUUUUCGCAGUUACUCGUGUGAAAAGUGUGGAAGAGUGGAUCGACCAUACCCAACAAUUCAUAUUCACUAACCAAAUCUCAUUAAGUUCAAAUCCAAAAAUGCGAAUCAAACACAUACAAAUAGAAAUUCUUGUUCACUGUUGAAGUGCAGCAAAUCAAUCGCGUUAGGUACUUCCUCAGCAAGAGAUUAUUUAGAGGAGAGUGGGUGAAAUAGUUAAAUUUUGCUUAUGUUGCAUGAAACAUGGAAAUUGCCCGCGCGUUGCCGUCGAAAAAGGCAUGCUCUAGUGUGUAUCAAAAUCAUCUGAUUGCGUUCGACUUUCUCAUGUAAAAUGUGUGUAGGUUGCUUAAAAGUUGAAUGUGAAGCGUGAUGAUGGGCCACCAUACGAACAGAGUGUGUGUAUGGUUGUCCGCGUAUGGGUGUAAUUUGAAAGCGAAACAAAAGCAAAAGUUGUAAAAUUCUGAAUUUUGAUUAUAGAGUUUAUUUUCGAUUGUCGAUCAAAAGACGCUAAAAGUGUGAAAUUCCUUGAACAAUGUGAAUCUAAAUUUGCUUUACCGCUUUUGCUACUGUAAAGCAAACCCUUUCUAUUUUAUUAUAAUUAAUUUGUAUUUUAUAUUAAUUUUGAAAGCGCGGAGACACAGAGAGCGAACAAGAUAAACAAUCAACCUCAUAAUAAAUGGAAAACAGCCCCACAAACUGAACAAUGAGUUUAGAGCUAGGUUCAAAAUUGUGAUAUCAUUUAUCUAAAUGCGUUAAGGAAAUUAUGUAUAAGUCUUCUCCCUUCUUUCCCAAUUAUUCUCUCCUUUAUCUCUUGCCUAAUUUAUGCUGCCGAACCAGGCAACUAGCAAAAUCAUAAUCCAACCGAAUCAAACCGAAACCGAAUUAGCCACAAAGCAACGGGAGUAGCGAACGAAACCAAAAUUGAAUGUAAUUGUAAACACGCAAAGAUGCAAACUUUUACUGUGUAUUAUUCCAUUACCAUCCCCUAAGCCCACGUGGAAAAAUGUUUAAUGAAAACGCAAAACCUCUGUCUGUCUGUGUAAUCUGUAAUUGCUGUUUGACGGACACCACACACAGCUUUGGGAAGAAGCUUGGUAGGAAAUUCCUCCCGCAUUUCUUCUCCUUCUCGUUGCCCACGCUUUAUCCCCACUUAGCUUAAUUUGUGUUCUCGCGCCAUGUACAUAGUAGAGACACGCAAAGUGAGAUUCACCGUACACAAAUACACAAUCACACAGACCUAUUUUGAUGAGCAAUCGAGAGCAGUUCCCAGGGUUUUUCGGUAGUUUGUCGCGUGUCGUCGUGCAGUAGCUAGCAGGAAGUAAAAAGGCACCACACCACACUAUCUUAUGCACAGAGGCGUUAUAACAGACCCUAGGGUUGGUAAAACCCUCCUAUUGCUGCUGCAACUUAGCGUAGCGUGAGAAGAAAACGAGAGCCUUAGCCGUGUAAAUGUGUGUAUGAUAGUAACUGUAAUCUUAAAUGGGCAGACCGUCUAUCGUGUCGCUAUAAAAAAAAGAGCGUGAAAGGAAUUGGUGGGAACGAACCCCCUCUGCGAAACACUUUAACCUAAUUGGAAAGAUUUCGCGCAGAAAGUGCUUGGUGUGUGUGUGUAUAUAAUGUGGAAAUUUACAAACAACUGGCUGUAAAGUAAAGGAAGCGAAUGGUAAAAAAAACACUGAAAAAAGUGAGGCUGUUGCAGCCGUUAUUAGCGAGUCGCGUGAGAGAGGCGAGGGGCAGGAUUAAGUAUAUACACUAACUCGAUGAGCGGUUAUUGCGAUAAAAGAUAACGGAAAACGGAAGGGGGAGGAAAUACGGUGAGGUAAACAUUGAGGAAACACAAAAGUAAACGAAAUAAAGUAUAUCUAUAUCAUGUUUAACCAAACACACAACAACACAACAAAA
This is a messenger RNA of Anopheles gambiae (African malaria mosquito), 6188 nucleotides long. RefSeq names its product lysM and putative peptidoglycan-binding domain-containing protein 1 (gene red). The coding region runs from base 1479 to 2396 and encodes 305 amino acids. NCBI's taxonomy places the organism in Eukaryota, Metazoa, Arthropoda, Insecta, Diptera, Culicidae. The transcript has 3 exons. The record is from RefSeq and is a predicted model, not a curated record.